CUCGCAAAUAACACCUCUGUGCCGCUAUAUAUUCUACCUAUUUGUUUGCUUUAUUUUAUUGAUCAUUUGUCGACAGCGCGUCACCUCUCCGACUUUUCCUCCGAGCUCCACAGUCAGUUUUGAGGAAAAUCCCUUCGUAGGGUUUAACUCUGGGAAAGCUCUUCGCUGGCCCUGAAAGCCGGCGACCGUCCUUCGUGCGCUCUGCACAGAGGUUUUCAGUUUGUGCGCUCAUUUUGGAUUCACGUUCAUUUAUUCAACAUCGCUGCUCGACUGAAAUUAUUCUAGUUUCCAUCUGUGAAAGGAAACUCACUCGAGCGGAUUUUUAGACUGCUUGUUUGGUCGAACCUGCUCUCAGAAUUCCAGAAUUCUCAAUCCAUGAAACCGGUCUCCAAUGCUACGACGUCUCGUCACUCAUCGGAAGUUAAGUAGAAGAAAUAGAAGCUAUGAUACGAUUCAGAAAGCUAACCGAAUGGAGGCCAAUUUUGCUGGUUAGCUUUAUCUUCUUCCAAUACUCAAAGCAUGCACUCUCUCAGUCUUAUGACUGUUCAAUGUAUAAUGUUGUACAACAACCGGAAAAUCAGACCAGUGGAAGAUGGUACUUAACAGCUGCUACCCCCAUCCCUGCUGCAGGGCCGCCUGGUGUCAACACUUGUGGCUUGUUCGGAAACUGCGGUGGAUGCGGUGGUAUCGGAAUGGACAUGUUACCCAGCGGAGUAUCAUACUCGUACGGAUACAAUCCACAAUCAUACACCUCAUCAGUCCGACAAAUGACAAAUCAGUGGGUGUCACCAGCCCUUGGCAUUAUGCAAGUUAACUUUUACAGUGUUUCGGACGUCAAAGUAGGUCCUUUAUCAUUGAAUAAUGUGUACCCAUCGCAACCAGAUUUUAACACUUUGUACUUUGCGCUGCUCGGAUAUGAUGCUCAAAAUUGGAUGAUCUGGGGCUUAUGUAGAGGCGGCAACUACAAUGAUUUAUUCAGUCCAGGCGGGCAAGCUAGCGGCCAAUGCAUGUGUGCGGCUCCUUCAGGAGGUGGUG
This is a messenger RNA of Bemisia tabaci, 1035 nucleotides long. RefSeq lists its product as uncharacterized. NCBI's taxonomy places the organism in Eukaryota, Metazoa, Arthropoda, Insecta, Hemiptera, Aleyrodidae. The record is from RefSeq and is a predicted model, not a curated record.